Molecule: messenger RNA, 1674 nt
Organism: Melanotaenia boesemani (Boeseman's rainbowfish)
Lineage: Eukaryota; Metazoa; Chordata; Actinopteri; Atheriniformes; Melanotaeniidae
Exons: 6
Coding region: 70-801 (243 amino acids)
Biological process (GO): fatty acid beta-oxidation
Cellular component (GO): mitochondrion
Molecular function (GO): 2,4-dienoyl-CoA reductase (NADPH) activity
Source: RefSeq, a predicted model, not a curated record
CUUCCAGCAGACUCAGCGGGCCACCCUCCAUCCUUCAUCCUCGUGCAGGUCUGUGCAGCUGGAGUCAGCAUGUCAAACUCAGACAGGGUAGUGUUAGCUCUGGGAGGAGCAGGGACAGUGGGCUCUGGAAUAGUUAAAGCCCUGUUGGAUAAAGGUUUUAAAGUGGCGGUUAUCUCCAGGGACAGCAGCCGGCUGGAGAAACUCCGAUCACUCGUCUCUCCAAACACAAAGAAUAACCUCACCACCAUAGUGGGGAAUGUGGGUUCAGAGGAGGGAGCCGAGCAGGUGAAGCAGGCGCUGCUGAAGGAGGUGGGAAAAGUGACCGACAUCAUUUCCUCUCUGGGUUUCAGCUGGUGGCAGGGCGGACCCCCACAUACCCAGUCCCUCAAAGAUCUUCACUGGGUCAUUGACACUUUACUAUACUCCACGUUUGUGUCAUGGAAGGCUUUCUUCCCCCUGGUGAGGGACAACUCUGACUGUACAUACACCUUCAUCACGGGAGGAGCUGGAGAGAAGCUGCUGAUGCCUGGUACCGGCUUCCUGACGGUGGGAGCGGCCAGCGCUCUGGCCUUCUGCCAGGUGCUGCGGGAGGAAUACCCCGAGCUGCCCUGCAGACUGAACCAGGUGAAGAUUGACACGGGCGUCGCCACCCCUGAGCGCAUGGCGCCCGGCUUCCUGAACCACCUGGACCUGGGUGAGGCUGUGGCCACCCUUGUGGAGAGACGAAACACCUCGCACAUGGUGUUCACCAUCAACUGCCCGGCGGACUUAAAGACCGUCCUUCUGGAGGGAAACCUUUAGACUGGGAGAGCUUUGCUGAACGCAGCUCUGAACCCCGUCCACGCUGUGGUCUGGGUCUGUGUCUAUGUUGUCCUGCCUCUUCUCUCAUGAUUAGCCAGUCAUUUAUCUGCAUGUGCCAUUGUGAUAUAAAAACACAGGAUUUGUUUUCCACAUUCUCUGCCUGUAUUAUUAUCCAGCUUUGUUUUUGCAUGUUAACCAGUGACGCAGCAGUUUCCGGAUCCAUCUGAUAAACUGUUUGGUAUAAAAUCUGACUUUUGUAAGUAACUAGAUAGAGGAGGCAGAGCUUGAUGGCAAAGGGAAGAGGAACCCGAGAAGGUCAAAUUCCUCAACAGAUUUUAGCAUCUUUCAACUAAAAAGUUGGGAUUAAGGAGUUUUCUCCAUUUAUAGAACAACAGAGGAAUAUUUGGAUGUUUCUUUGGUUGUCAAGUCAUGUAGAUGCAGAAAUGUGCAGCAAUGUGCAGUUAGAGGAGAAAACAGACAAAUAAAGCUCUGGACUCUGCAGGGUAUCUUUAACAUCUGAGUGUUGUUAAGUACAGAGAACAUAAGCCUGAGACGUUCAGGACUUUCAGGACUUUUAAGUCUCAGAUGUCAAUCUGUCCUGAUGGACGUGAGGUAGAAAACGGAGGCUUUCCCAGCCUGAAGUCUUUGAUUAGUUGAAAUGUAAAACGGGAGCUUAGCUCAACAUCUGUUACCUGUUGUGCAGAGAAUGAGAAUGUGAGCUGUACCAUCCAUACAGCACGGUGACGGGUCACAACCUUCCUGGUUACAGCUCGGACCAUUUAGCUGAUCCAGCAAGCUUCUAUUAGCGGUGAAUCUUAAUGUUUAAAUUUGUUCAUUUUGCAUUAAAAACACAAAUAAACUUGAUAUAUUAUA